Messenger RNA from Panicum virgatum (switchgrass), 2287 nucleotides. RefSeq names its product cysteine-rich receptor-like protein kinase 10. Gene Ontology annotation, biological process: protein phosphorylation. The transcript is spliced from 7 exons. Gene Ontology annotation, molecular function: protein serine/threonine kinase activity; ATP binding. The record is from RefSeq and is a predicted model, not a curated record. Lineage: Eukaryota; Viridiplantae; Streptophyta; Magnoliopsida; Poales; Poaceae. The coding region runs from base 72 to 2090 and encodes 672 amino acids.
AUAAGGACAGAGAUCGAUGUAAGGUGAUGAGAAAAACUAGACGUUAGCAGAGGUUAGUCAAGCUAGCCACGAUGAGUUGCGGCGUCGUCGUCGCCGUCGCCUUCCUGCUCCUCCUUCUCGGCGGCGGGCUCACCGCGUUCGUCCCGGCGGCGGCCGCCGCCGAUGUCUGCGACAACGUUAAACAAGUGGCCACCACCCUCCCCAAGAACAUCUCCUCUUCCCCCUUGUACUUCGCCAGCACCACCUUGGGCCAAGCGCCCGACGUCAUCUACGCGCUUGCACUCUGCGGGGGCGACGUCAUCAACGGCACCGCCUGCGGCAGCUGCGUCGCCAGCGCGUUCGACAGUCUGCUAAAACAGCCGUGCUCCACGGCUGGCCACUACUACGGUGACUGCAAUGUCGCGUACUCCACCAACGACAUCCUUGCGGCGGCGCCCUCCUCCAAUAAUGCCACGGCAACAGCAGACGCCGACGAGACGCUCUACACGCUUUGGAACGAGAAGAACGUCACCGGCGACGAUUCCGACGUCCGCCUCAUCGUCGGCCUCAUCCACGACCUGCUGGUCCAGACGGUGCAAACGGCGUCCACCGCCGCGCCGAGGCGGUUCGCCACGGGCGCCAUGGACAGCGGCACCACCUUCCCCACGGUGUACUCCACGGCGCAGUGCACGCCGGACCUGUCCGCCAGCGACUGCCUCGCGUGUCUCCAGCGUCUCAUGGCCAUGAUCAACUCCACCAUGGCCCUGCGGAUGGGGGGCAGGAUCUAUGUCAUACGCUGCUAUUUCAGGUACGAGGCGUAUUUGUUCUACGACAGCCCAACCAUGAUACGUGUCGGCCCGUCAUCGGCGCCGCCGCCUGCUCUGACUCCAACCUCGCCGGGACACAAGAGGAGUAGGAGCAAGCUCUGGGCAAUUCCUGUAGCUGUGGUUCCUCUAGUGGCAGUAGCAUUUCUCUGCUUCUUCUACUCCCCUUGGUUCAGAAAGUACAGGAAAGGUAAAUCAGGGAGGUUACAAGCAGGAUAUAGGCCUACUCUCGACUUGGAGGCCAAGGAUGAACUAGUUUGGGAUGGCAAGAACUCAGAGUUCUCGGUGUUCGACUUUGAACAGGUGCUGGAGGCCACAAAUAAUUUUUCAGAAGAAAACAAACUUGGACAAGGUGGCUUUGGUGCUGUCUAUAAGGGCCAGUUUGCUGAGGGAUUGGAGAUAGCAGUCAAGAGACUCGCUUCACAUUCAGGCCAAGGAUUCACAGAGUUCAAAAAUGAAGUCCAGCUCAUAGCCAAACUCCAACACAGAAAUCUUGUUAGGCUCUUGGGAUGCUGCUCUCAAGAAGAAGAGAAAAUUUUGGUAUAUGAGUACUUGCCAAACAAAAGCCUAAACUUCUUUAUAUUUGAUGAAAAUAGAAGAGCUUUGCUAGAUUGGUUCAAACUUCUAGUAAUAAUAGAAGGAAUAGCACAUGGGCUUCUUUAUCUACAUAAGCACUCCCGGCUGCGUAUCAUACAUCGAGAUCUUAAGCCAAGUAACAUUCUAUUGGACAACGAAAUGAAUCCUAAAAUUUCAGAUUUUGGGCUUGCAAAAAUAUUCAGCUCAAAUAAUGCUGAACGAAACACUACACAAAGAGUGGUCGGCACAUAUGGCUAUAUGGCUCCUGAAUAUGCUUCAGAGGGUAUCUUCUCGAUCAAAUCGGAUGUCUUCAGCUUCGGUGUUCUAGUUCUUGAGAUCCUUAGUGGAAAACGGAAUUCUGGUAGCCAUCAAUGUGGAGAUUUCGUUAAUUUUAUUGGAUAUGGAUGGCAAUUGUGGAAAGAGGGGAGGUGGAUUGAUCUCGUUGAUGCAUCAUUGCUUCCCAAUAGCCAUUCGGAAGAGAUGAUGCGGUGCAUUAACAUUGCAUUGUUGUGUGUACAAGAGAAUGCUGCCGAUCGACCAACCAUGGCAGAUGUUGUUGCAAUGCUAAGCGCUGAGACCACCACUAUCCUGGCUGAGCCUAAGCAGCCAGCAUAUUUCAAUGUGAGGGUCGGAAAUGAAGUGACAUCCACUACAGCAACUGAGUCAUGUAGUAUUAAUGAUAUGACCAUAUCUGUCACAUAUCCUAGAUAGUUUUUUGGGUAUUAUGUGGUUUCAUUGUCCAAUGUAGUAUCAAUAAUAACCUAAUGAUUGUGUAAUAGUCUAAAGCAUCCUUUGGAACAUAUAAAUCAUGUGGAAAUUUCUCAAACACGCAGGAUUAAGGAAAAAUUCCUGCAUUCGGCCUAAGUAUUGUUUUAAAUGUGUGAUUAUAUCCACUUUAGUGUAUCAAA